ACUCCACGCUUAUUUCUUUCGCAAAGCAGCAUUGUUCCAAUGCUCCGAAGGGUGUGGUUGUCGGUGCAAUUACAGGCACACGCAUCAAUAAUAAUAAUAAAUUGAUUUGAUCCAUUAUGGUGAAAACAUUACAAAUACAAAUUUUAUAUAAUUUAUCUAAAAUACAGUAUUUCUUUGAUAGACACAGUGCGUCACGUUGCACGACGUGUUCCUUGAUGGUUUUUCGAUAACCAACAGAGUUAAGAGUUUGCACAAAAAGUUGCAAUAAUAUUUUUAUAAACAACAUCUUUAGGUCUUCAUAAAUUGGAGAGGUAUACACGGUACGAAUUUGAAUAUAGCAAUCCAAGCCUAGAAUAUAAAAGAUCUCUUACGAACAUUAUUAUGAACUAUGUACAAGUACGCUUUACUUUUUCAUGAAUUUGUAUUAUCAUCAUAGUUUCAACCGACAAACGCCUACUGCUGGACCUAGAUAUUUCGUAAGGACUUCCUCACUCCAAGAUACUGUGCUAAAUUAACCAGCGAUUCCCUGCGAAUCUGUAUAUAUCGUCUGCUCACCUAGUGGUUUCUACCAACACUGCGCUUUCCAGGAUUUAGUCGCCACCCCGGAACCAUGAGACCCAAACGCGCAUCGGGUCUUGAAUUAACUCUUGAUACUUAUAUUCUUGUCUUACUAUGAAUUUUAAUUAAACGGAAUUAGAAAAAUAAAUUCUAUAUUGCAUCAGGUGUUUUUGAAAAGUACCGUAAACGCCAGAGGCGGGCAAACCUCUGAGUUGUAUACUAAAGAAGUCGCUAGAAAACCCAUUCGGUCACAGCCAUUCGUACGUUGUAGUGGUACUUACUGCUUUGUAACAGUUCAAGCUUUUAGUUAUUUGUAUCAAAAUCGUAUUGCUAUCAAAACUUAAAUUUCGAAUAUAAAGGUCUAUUAUUUGUUGUUUUAGUAAUCUGUGACUAAGUAAGUUCUGAAAUUAAACGAUCAAUAAUAGAAUAAAAAUUUAAGAAAAGUUGUAAAGUGAUAUUCUGUAUUAACUAGUAGUGUUGUGGCACAAGUUUUCCUCUGUCUUCCAUUCAUUCAAUAUCGGUCAUGUCGCUGCUAUGGAUGGGUGCUUUUAGUCUUGGAUUGACAGUUGGAGCUACUUAUGCUGUCAUUAAAAGGAACGCUUACAGUCGAAGAGGUGUACAAGGACAGAGACCAGUUCGCGGGACUGGUCCGCGAGGUGGCGGCACCAGACGUCGGGCGGAUGGGCAUCGAGAUCCUGUCGUUCACGAUCAAGGACGUUUACGAUGACGUCCAGUAUCUGGCCAGUUUGGGGAAGGCGCAGACGGCGGCCGUGAAGAGAGACGCCGAUAUUGGUGUAGCGCAGGCCAAUAGGGAUGCUGGGAUACAAGAAGCGGAGUGCGAGAAGACUGCGAUGGACGUGAAAUACGCAAUGGACACCAGGAUAGAAGACAACGCAAGGAUGUAUAAGCUGCAAAAAGCUCAAUUCGACCAAGAAGUUAAUACUGCUAAAGCGGAAUCCGCUUUAGCCUACGAACUGCAGGCCGCGAAGAUUAAACAGAAAAUUCGAAACGAAGAAAUACAGAUCGAAGUUGUGGAACGUCGCAAACAAAUAGAGGUUGAACAGCAAGAAAUCAUGCGUCGUGAAGAGGAGCUGGUAGCGACAGUCCGCCUACCGGCUGAGGCUGAGGCCUACCGUUUACAGACCAUUGCUGAAGGAAAACGGACCCAAACAGUGGAAGCGGCUAAAGCUGACGGAGAACGUAUCAAGGUACUCGGUCUUGCCGAAGCGCACGCGAUCGGUGACGUUGGUAAAGCCGAUGCUGAGCGGAUGCUCGCUAAGGCAAAGGUCUACAAGCAAUAUGGUGACGCUGCCAUCAUGGCACUUGUACUCGAAGCACUGCCAAAGAUCGCUGCCGAAAUAUCGGCGCCACUAGCGAAGACGGAUGAAAUAGUACUGGUCGGUGACAACGGCACUACGGGGGAAAUUGCUCGACUGGCUGGGGCCAUCCCACCAGCCGUGCGCACUCUAACUGGCUUAGACCUCGCACAGGUCCUUAAGAGACUGCACCCUUCAGAAGAGCUGUCCUCGUCGUCUGGUCUUAAGAAAAAGGAGGUGACGGCUUGUUAA
Pararge aegeria (speckled wood butterfly) is the source of this 2126-nucleotide messenger RNA. It is a transcript of the gene Flo2, whose product is annotated as flotillin-2. The record is from RefSeq and is a predicted model, not a curated record. Lineage: Eukaryota; Metazoa; Arthropoda; Insecta; Lepidoptera; Nymphalidae. Gene Ontology annotation, biological process: protein localization to plasma membrane; regulation of myoblast differentiation. The transcript has 8 exons. Gene Ontology annotation, cellular component: plasma membrane. Bases 1137 to 2126 code for a protein of 329 amino acids.